AUGGCGAAUUCUGAAACACUUCAACACAAUUCUUCUCAUGGAAUUAACUUCAAUGAUCCUUACUAUCUUAGUAAUGGUGAUCAUCCUGGUAUGCAGUUGGCUACUCAUGUAUUGACAGGUUCAAAUUUCUUGAACUCGAGCAGGACUGUACGAAUGACGUUGAUUGCUAGAAAUAAAUUGCAAAUCGUUGAUGGAACUCUUGCGAUUCCUUCUGAAGAUUCGCCUAAUUGUCAGAAAUGGAUUCGUAAUGACUAUAUGGUGAUGUCUUGGAUUCUGAAUUCAAUUGAUAAAUCGAUUGCAGAAAGUUUUAUGUUUGUUAAUUCUUCUUCUCAACUCUGGAGUGAGAUUUCAGAGAGGUUUGGGCAUAUAAUUGCUCCAAGAUUGUUUGAAUUACAUCGCUCUUUGACUUCUACUCAACAAGAGAAUGCUUCAAUUGCUGAGUAUUUUGGUCGAUUGAAGGCUAUUUGGGAUCAAUUGCAACUUCUGAAAGGUUUUCCAGAUUGCACAUGUGGUGCUAUGAAGAAUUGUAGCUUUGGUAUAUUGAAGAAAGUUCUUGAGAAUGAUCAGCGUAACAAAUUGAUGCAAUUGUUAUCUGGUUUGAACAAGCAAUAUGAUCUUGUUAUUACAAAUUUGUUGAGUGUUGAUACUCUUCCUACUGUUCAUAAGGCGUAUUAUACUUUACAGCAAGUUGAGCAGCAGAAUCGCUGGAGUGAUGCGAAGGCUGUAUAUGAAAUGAGUGCAUUUCAUGUUGCGAAAACUUUUUCUAAACCUUCUUAUACUUUCCAGAAGAAAGAUGUGAAGAAGCCUAAGUCAGAUUUGUUCUGUGAUUACUGUAAGAAACGAGGUCAUCUGCUGGAUGCUUGUUUUGUAUUGAAUGGUUAUCCUGAUUGGUGGAACAGAGAUAAGGUUCCAUUGUCUAGUGCAUCUAAGCUUUCUGCAACUGUGUCAAAUUUUGGGUUUCGAAUGGCAUAUAAUGCAGCUAAUGAUGCUAAUGGUAUUCUUGGCAAAGCUCCGCCAGCUUAUGGUGAAUCAAGUGGUUUUGCAGCUAAUUCUGGACCUGUUGAUCUUGUCCUAGCAUCAGCAGUUUAA
Molecule: messenger RNA, 1089 nt
Organism: Chenopodium quinoa (quinoa)
Lineage: Eukaryota; Viridiplantae; Streptophyta; Magnoliopsida; Caryophyllales; Amaranthaceae
Exons: 1
Coding region: 1-1089 (362 amino acids)
Source: RefSeq, a predicted model, not a curated record